AUGAAUGCUCCAGUUGUUCUCCUGAAUGAAUUCAUUCUUGACACUCUGGCUUUCAAAGAAAUGUUCGACCGGGAGGCCAGUGUAGUCAAAGCACAUGUGAAGACCUUAGAUUGGAUCUUCAGUGAAAACGGCCACCAGGGCCCAACGGAGGAGGAUUUUCGGCACGGUCUCUCUACGUGGCUCGAGACUAACGACUGCAAUCCCAUAUAUUGGAUGGUGGGUAAGCCGGGUUCCGGUAAAUCAACACUUAUGAAAUAUCUCUACGAACACCCAACUACAUAUAAUCUGCUUAAAAAUUGGGCAGGUGGACUCCCCGUGUUAACUGCAGGAUUUUAUUCGUGGGCGAGUGGGAGUAAGGAGCAGCGGUCCAAGGGCGGUCUCUUUAGAUCACUUCUGUACCAGUUACUCUCGCUCAAUCACGAUCUUAUCCCUUGUACAUUUCCGAAUCUUUGGACCAAAAUCCGUACCAUGACCUCUAAAGAGAGGAUUGCGCUUCAUCUAGAAUGGGACAAAGACGAACUGCAGGAAGCUUUCUACUUAUUCAUGAAAUCAUCACUUCCGAAAAUGAAAUUCUGCCUUUUCAUUGAUGGCCUUGAUGAGUUUGAGGAAGAUCAUCGGGAGCUGAUUAGCUUUUUCAAAGAGCUUGGCCUUCAUGGCAACGUUAAAAUUUGUCUCUCUUCGCGUCCCUGGACUACGAUUGAAGAAGCCUUUCAAAGAGUUGGACCUAAUGUUAAACUACAAGACAUCACGAAAAAUGACCUGCAUCAAUACGCAACUGACAGACUCAGAGAAAAUGUCGUUGUUCGUCGCUGUCUUGGACGCGAGAAACAAGAGACGGAGGUAUUGCUACAGGGGAUAGUUGAUCGGGCAAGUGGUGUUUUCUUAUGGAUCAAGCUGGCUUUAGACGACAUUCUCAAAGAUUUUGCCCCAGAAAAGGGUGUCUCUGGGUUGAAGGACAAAGUGGAUCAACUUUCAGCAGAGUUGGACGGCUUGUACGAAAAGCUCUUGUUUCGAGAUCAAACCGAUAUUCAAAUCGCCAGGGCGGCAAGUUUUCUGUUCCUCGUCGAAUCGAGAGAGCUUGUGGCCGAGUUUGUCAAUGACACAUCAGCCAGCGCCCUUACAGUGUGGGAGUUGGCCUUAGCCUUGGAAGAAGAUGAUGACUAUUCCAUGGACGGGGACGUAUCACAGGUGUCCAACAAGUUAAUCCUUGAGCGCUGCAGUAGUACAGUAGAGUGCAUGCACCAAAGAUUCGCUGGACUUUUGAGCCUUCAAGGAGAGGAGAAACAAGAUCGCCCGCGUAUCCUCAAAUUCAAGGAUAGCAUCGAAGAUGACAUUACUUCAAUACGCCAACUAGCGGACAACAAGGUCACCUUCAUCCAUCGUACAGUACGGGACUGGCUGCGAGACGACCACGUUCAUAAGCGGCUUGAACAAAGAACAGAAGCUGGCUUUGAUCCUCAUUUACGGCUUUUAAGAUCAUAUGUGCUCCGACUUAAGAAAUCGAUGGAUGAAAUUGAGCAUCACCGACGGUUUGAUGAGUGGUGGCCGGAUGUAACCAUCGCCAUGACUCAUUCCAGGUAUAUUAAGAAUGACGUAAAGAAGAUGCAACGUUAUUUCUUGAAUCAGCUCAAUGAAACUAUCUCGUGGCUGUGGGACGCCAAAACGGAUCCAUACGACCAUUGGGCUGCCAAAGCAUUUGGAUUCUUUCAAGUUCGAAAGAAGGCUCCACCAAUUUGGCAUCCUUUCCUAUGCUUAGCUACGAAAUUCGGCUUAACAACAUAUGUCUCCGAGGAGUUAGACGCGUGCAUUUCGCAAGAUAAAAACGGCGUUCUUGAAAAAGAGAUGCCGACCGUUGAUGAAAAAGCCACUCCUCUUCUCACAUAUGCAACCGAAUUUCUUUGCUCGAGACAGCAGACAAUUUACCCGCUAUCUGAUCCCCAUAUGGUUCGCAACCUUCUCGAAAGGCUUCAUCGAAUAAACCCCGGCCCGAACCAUGAGUACAUUGAUUUCGAAACCAAAAUUCCUAUGACUUCGUGGGUGAAUCUUUUGCGGUCUCUCCGAGAGGCGCACAGACGAGGGAAGGUAGAUUAUUUCGACACUUACACAAACGGCAUUGAACGUUGGGCAAAAAUUGUGCGACUUUUCGUGGUGGGCGGUGCGAAUGUUAAUGCUGUUGUUGGGGCAGAUUCUUGGGACCCGGAAAUAUCGACGGUCGGUGUUAUUGAGAUGUUGGCUGACACAUACUGUCAUCCAGAACUGGGAGAAAUUAAGCUUCUGAUUCAAGUUGGUAAGAUAUAG
Molecule: messenger RNA, 2298 nt
Organism: Penicillium malachiteum
Lineage: Eukaryota; Fungi; Ascomycota; Eurotiomycetes; Eurotiales; Aspergillaceae
Exons: 1
Coding region: 1-2298 (765 amino acids)
Source: RefSeq, a predicted model, not a curated record